CACUACUGUCAAUAUUCGCCUUUUGGCACUGUAUAAUCUUCCUCGCAAAGGUAAAGAAUGUAAAAAAGAGACUUUAACCCUUUAAUGCACAUCAUCAUAUUCAAGCUACUCAUUCUAUCAAGAUUCAAACAUACCCCGCCUCAAAAAACCAUUAGGAAGGAACCGCAACUGAAGCUUCCAAUUUUUUCAUCUUUUCCUGCUCUAGUGAUGCAUAUCCAUGGAUCAAACGUGGAGAAGACUUCAUGUCUUGCUUCUUCCUUGUGCUUGUUCUUUAAAGUCGUGUUUUCUUAAGAAGUUUUUUAAAAGUUAGCAGAAAGGAAGCUCUUUUAUGCUAUUUAUAUCCAAGUUCCGACAGAGGAUAGUUCUUAAUCUCUGUAUUUUUUCUCAUGGACGUGGUAUCACGGUGAGGGGUGGUCGAGGUUUGCGAUUUGAAGGCAGGAAUGGGUAACUGCUGUUUCGGGGUUAGCCCUUCCAUUUACAGAGUAUCUUCCAAUGCGAAGUCAGAAUCUCCAAAAAUGCUCAGUCCUUCUUUAGUAAAAGAAGAGGAGGAGAAGGAACGUAGCAAAUUGCCAUCUAAUCCUGCGGAAGUCGAGGACUUACUUCGGGAUUCUGCUUCAAAUCCACUUAUUGCUUUCACUUUCAAUGAACUAAAAGAAGUAACUGAAAACUUCAGGCAGGACUAUUUUCUUGGGGGAGGGGGUUUUGGCAGUGUAUACAAAGGAUUUAUCAAUGAAAAUGUUAGGAAGGGGCUUCAAACUCUUCAAGUUGCUGUUAAAGUUCAUGAUGGGGAUAACAGUUUCCAGGGACAUAGAGAGUGGCUGGCAGAGGUCAUAUUUCUUGGUCAACUUUCACACCCAAAUUUAGUUAAAUUGAUUGGAUAUUGCUGUGAGGAUAACCACAGGGUCCUCAUAUAUGAACUAUUGCCUCGAGGGAGUGUGGAAGCCAAUCUUUUUUCAAGGGUUUUGCUUCCACUUCCAUGGGACAUUCGAAUGAAAAUUGCGUAUGGUGCGGCCAAAGGUCUUGCUUUCCUACAUGAAGCUAAAAAGCCAGUUAUCUAUCGUGAUUUUAAAACAUCAAACAUCUUGCUAGAUGAGGACUGCGGACGACGCGUCGACGGCUACCGCUUGGCCAGAGAUGCACAGCAGGGCAGCAGGGAAAAGCAACGCCAGUGCGGUCAUGUAGGCAGCAGGCUUGGUCACGCGGUAACGCGGGCAGCAGUCAACGCGGGUCAAUCCGGGUCAUUCUCGGGUUUCCCGGUCAACCCGAAACCAACCCGAUUUUUGAAAUGGGUUGGUUUGCUGAAUCCGACCCGUUUCACAAAUGAGUUGACCCUAACCCGGUAUUUUUUAGUCGGGUUCUAGUCUGGUUUUCGGGUCGUGUCAAAUAUUGACACAUCUUAUUAUAAUUAUGCUAAGUUACGUAUUGCAGCCUUGAGCUUCAUGCAAAUACUGAAAGGAAAAUAUUAAAGAUGAAAGAAGGAAACAAUUGCAGACAUAAAUAACGUACUUAGUAAAGAAGUUAUAAGCAGUUUUUCUAUGCUUAUAACAUAAAAAAAUUACAAUUGACUGUCAAAACCAACAACCAGCAGUCUACCCAUGCUAUAUAAAUUGAAUUUGAUUUCUGUCUAUCAAAUCAACUUCUAAAGUUGAAACAGUGUUCAUUAUUUCAAUUCUCACUUCAUUCUGUUUCUGCUAAUUUUAAACGUUUCUCUGCAUCGAACUCUUAUGGCUUGCUAGCAAUACCUGCUCAAAAACAGCAAAAUGAAAAUGGAUGCCUACAACAUGGUCCUUGAAAAUGGACAAGGAAUCUUCUUCAUGUUCUUCUUUCAGAAUUGGAUACUUAUUUUUAUAUAUAAAUAAAUUUGCUUACUGAAAUGACAUGUU
Messenger RNA from Dendrobium catenatum, 1883 nucleotides. Its product is annotated as probable serine/threonine-protein kinase PBL16. The transcript has 5 exons. Gene Ontology annotation, biological process: protein phosphorylation. Lineage: Eukaryota; Viridiplantae; Streptophyta; Magnoliopsida; Asparagales; Orchidaceae. Gene Ontology annotation, molecular function: ATP binding; protein kinase activity. Bases 441 to 1361 code for a protein of 306 amino acids. The record is from RefSeq and is a predicted model, not a curated record.